Phaethon lepturus (White-tailed tropicbird) is the source of this 1298-nucleotide messenger RNA. Its product is annotated as potassium channel subfamily T member 1-like. The record is from RefSeq and is a predicted model, not a curated record. Gene Ontology annotation, molecular function: intracellular sodium-activated potassium channel activity. NCBI's taxonomy places the organism in Eukaryota, Metazoa, Chordata, Aves, Phaethontiformes, Phaethontidae.
GCCCGCGGCACAUCAUGGCAGCGUCCGACACCUGCUUCUACAUCAACAUCACCAAGGAGGAGAACUCCGCCUUCAUCUUCAAGCAGGAGGAGAAGCAGAAGAAGAAGGGCUUUGCGGGGAGAGGCGCCUACGACGGCCCGUCCCGCCUGCCUGUGCACAGCAUCAUCGCCAGCAUGGGUACAGUAGCCAUGGACCUGCAAAACACGGAGUGCCGCCCCGCUAACAGCAGCAAGCUGGCGCUGCCGGCGGAGAACGGCUACCGGCCCAGCAUCGCGCCCGUCCUCGAGCUGGCCGACACCUCGUCCCUGCUGCCCUGCGACCUGCUCAGCGACCAGUCGGAAGAUGAGAUGACGCAGUCGGACGAGGAGGGGUCGGCGGUUGUGGAGUACGUGAAGGGCUACCCUCCGAACUCUCCCUACAUUGGGAGCUCCCCAACGCUGUGCCACCUUUUACCCGAGAAAGCCCCUUUCUGCUGCCUGCGGCUGGACAAGGGCUGCAAGCACAACAGCUUUGAAGAUGCCAAAGCGUACGGGUUUAAGAACAAACUGAUUAUUGUUUCGGCGGAGACGGCUGGGAACGGACUGUAUAACUUCAUCGUUCCCCUUCGUGCGUACUAUCGCUCCCGCAAAGAGCUGAACCCAAUCGUGUUGCUGCUGGACAACAAGCCCGAGCACCACUUUCUGGAAGCCAUCUGUUGUUUUCCCAUGGUUUACUACAUGGAGGGCACAAUCGACAACCUGGACAGCUUGCUGCAGUGCGGCAUCAUCUACGCCGACAACCUGGUGGUCGUGGACAAGGAGAGCACGAUGAGCGCCGAGGAGGACUACAUGGCGGAUGCAAAGACGAUUGUCAAUGUCCAGACCAUGUUCAGGCUCUUCCCCAGCCUCAGCAUUAUCACGGAGCUGACCCACCCCUCCAACAUGAGGUUCAUGCAGUUCAGAGCAAAGGACAGUUACUCUCUUGCUCUUUCCAAGCUAGAAAAGAAAGAGCGAGAGAACGGCUCCAACCUGGCCUUCAUGUUCCGGCUGCCCUUCGCGGCCGGGAGGGUCUUCAGCAUCAGCAUGCUGGACACACUGCUCUACCAGUCGUUUGUGAAGGACUACAUGAUCACCAUCACGCGGCUGCUGCUGGGUCUCGACACCACGCCAGGCUCCGGCUACCUCUGUGCGAUGAAGAUCACUGAAGACGACCUGUGGAUCCGGACAUACGGCCGCCUCUUCCAGAAGCUCUGCUCCUCUAGCGCGGAGAUUCCCAUCGGGAUUUAUAGGACGGAGUCGCACAUGUUCGCAACCUCCGAG